AUGGUUUCCCUGGAAGUGGUACAGCAAUCCAACAAGCUUCUCGGCAGUCUGCCACAGUGCGAAGGACUGGUGGCUGUGUUCGUUGGAGCAACUUCCGGCAUCGGACUGAGCGCGCUUGAGCAUUUGGCCCGUUCAGCAACGGCUCCCCGCAUUUAUAGCGCUGCUCGGGCUCAGACUGCAGCAGCCCACAAGGCAUUCCUCGAGACGCUCCACAAUGAAACGGAUAAGGCUGGACAGGGAACCAAGACCGGCGCAUUUACCAUGAUCGAUGCCGAUGCUUCCCUUGUCCAGGACAUGGAUCGUCUCGCGACCGCCGUGGCACAACGCGAGGCCAAAGUGGACCUGAUCGUCCUCUCUGCAGGGUUCUUCGCCUUUGAAGGCCGUAUCGAUACUGUCGAAGGAUUGGACCCCUCCAUGUCGACGCGGUACUAUGCUCGCAUCCGCCUGGUGGAGCGUCUGCUGCCACUACUCGACGCUGCACCGCACGCUCGCGUGGUGUGGGUGCUUGCCGCCGGUGAGGAGUCGCCGCUCAACGAAGACGAUCUGGACCUGAGACAACCCGAGAAUUGGUCGUUGUGGAAUGCAUCGCGACAUGCGUGCACCAUGAGCACGCUGGCGCUCGAGCGCAUCGCCCGGGACCAUCCUCGCCUAAGCAUUACACAUUGGUUCCCUGGCCCGGUCCAAACGCCAGGAUUGGAGCGCAGCAAUGCCAAUGGCUUGAAUCCACCCAACCCACGCACGCAGGAUGAAGCUGGACAGCGUGUCGUCUUCUUGGCCACUAGCGAUCGCUAUGCACUGAAUCCAGGGUGGGUCCCCGUCCCGGCCGGAUUACAGCGGUUGCCUCCGGCCGCAGGCGGAAUCUUCAUGGUCGGAGCCGACGGGGAGCUCAAGGACAAUCAGGCUGUCCUGGGGCCUAUGCGUGAGAAGGGCCUAGAUGAACGUGUCUGGGCCUUCACACAAGCCAUGUUUGAAGAGAUUGGGCGUCACUGA
Messenger RNA from Ramularia collo-cygni, 990 nucleotides. RefSeq lists its product as uncharacterized. The transcript has a single exon. Lineage: Eukaryota; Fungi; Ascomycota; Dothideomycetes; Mycosphaerellales; Mycosphaerellaceae. The record is from RefSeq and is a predicted model, not a curated record. The coding region runs from base 1 to 990 and encodes 329 amino acids. Gene Ontology annotation, biological process: secondary metabolic process.